GUACACUGUAGGUAAUGUAGGGAUGAAGAGUCACCAUGGUUCUGAUCGGUAUUGUCAUACUGUACACUGUAGGUAAUGGAGUUAGCGAAGAGUUAGUAUGGUUCUGAUCGGUAUUCAGGCUAUUGAGGAGUAAAAACAUACAUUAAAUACUUCAGUCAAUCGAUCUUACCUAUAUGAUAUGGUAUAGUCAUCAAGUCACGCAUGGGUUGAUUUCAAUUAUAAUGUACCUUCUGGCAAAGGUUGAAUAUGGAAUGUAUGUUGAAGUUCUAUACGCCCUAACAUGACUUGGUACAAUCACGGAUCUAAGUCUGUGGUCCGAUACGGUAUAUCCGUAUACAGUUGUAGGUGAUUACACCAAAACAUAACCGACCAAUCAAGGAUGACUGCCCAGCGACCUGUGGACAGGUAACUCCGUUCAGAGGCAACACGUUCAUCAAUGGACCCCAUCAUUUUCUACAAACCCACCUUGCGUGAUAGAACGUGACGCCACGAACCGUGACGCCACCAGGUGAAAAGUCGCCCUAUAUAUUGCUGUUUACAUUCCGUAGCUGAAUAGAGAUGGCCGACCUCGAAUCUGGUGAGGGCGGAUGUCGAGAGUGUUGUUCUCAAGAAUUUAAGGUGUCCAACUUCCUUCUGGAAUAUGACAGGCCACACCAUUUCGUCCAGUUUCAGUGCGGGAAGCAAAUACCAUAUUUGGUGUGGCGGGUGAUAUGGGCUAUAUACCACGUGGUCUGGAUCAUCCUAACAGGAGUGUUGAGCUGGCAGUGGGCGGGGCCUGAUCCUAAUCAACAGAUCAAGUGGUUUAUCUACCUCACAGACUGGUGCUUCUUCAUGCUGACUCUGUCCACCCUGACAGACAUGAUCUGUGUCGUAUACUCUCGUAUCAAACGGAAGGAUAUAUAUCAAG
Messenger RNA from Mizuhopecten yessoensis (Yesso scallop), 907 nucleotides. RefSeq lists its product as uncharacterized. The record is from RefSeq and is a predicted model, not a curated record. The annotation marks the transcript as partial. NCBI's taxonomy places the organism in Eukaryota, Metazoa, Mollusca, Bivalvia, Pectinida, Pectinidae. The transcript is spliced from 2 exons.